Messenger RNA from Cajanus cajan (pigeon pea), 1620 nucleotides. Its product is annotated as UDP-glucose 4-epimerase GEPI48. The record is from RefSeq and is a predicted model, not a curated record. Gene Ontology annotation, cellular component: cytosol. Lineage: Eukaryota; Viridiplantae; Streptophyta; Magnoliopsida; Fabales; Fabaceae. Gene Ontology annotation, biological process: galactose metabolic process. Gene Ontology annotation, molecular function: UDP-glucose 4-epimerase activity.
CGCAUAAAACCAUUCCUUCCAAUUCCCAUUCCCAUUCGGAGCACACAACUUUGGGAACGUGUCACACAAUUCUCGCCUUCUACGAAUAUGGCAUCGCGCGUCAGCAUUAACAACAUCGCCUCCUCCGCACCGUAUAUUAAUUCCCCUCAUUUUCGGCCACCCCCUAAUAUUCCCAACUCUUCACUGCAAAACGCUGCGCAUAAGCUCAUGCUCCACAAAACCGUCCUUGUUACCGGCGGAGCCGGUUACAUCGGUACCCACACCGUUCUUCAGCUUUUGCUCGGAGGCUUCAGAACCGUCGUCGUCGACAACCUCGACAAUUCCUCCGAGCUUGCCAUCCGCAGAGUCAGGGAGCUCGCCGGUGAAUUUGGGAAUAACCUCUCCUUUCACAAGGUGGACCUACGGGACAGAGAUGCACUAGAGCAAAUUUUUGGUUCGACACAGUUUGAUGCUGUCAUUCACUUUGCUGGACUGAAAGCAGUAGGAGAAAGUGUGCAAAAACCUUUACUAUACUACAAUAAUAACUUGACUGGGACAAUCACUCUAUUGGAAGUCAUGGCUGCCCAUGGCUGCAAGAAGCUUGUGUUCUCGUCUUCAGCUACUGUAUAUGGUUGGCCAAAGGAGGUUCCAUGCACAGAAGAGUUCCCUCUGUCAGCAAUGAACCCAUAUGGACGAACCAAGCUUAUCAUUGAGGAAAUUUGUCGUGAUGUCCACAGUGCAGAGUCAGAUUGGAAAAUAAUAUUAUUAAGAUACUUCAACCCAGUUGGUGCACACCCUAGUGGUUAUAUCGGGGAGGAUCCUCGUGGAAUUCCUAAUAAUCUCAUGCCAUUUGUUCAGCAAGUAGCAGUUGGCAGACGGCCUGCACUGACAGUUUUUGGAAAUGAUUAUAAUACAACUGAUGGCACCGGGGUUCGGGAUUACAUUCAUGUAGUUGAUUUAGCAGAUGGACACAUUGCUGCAUUGCUUAAACUAGAUGAACCUAAUAUAGGUUGUGAGGUUUAUAACCUGGGAACAGGAAAGGGAACAUCAGUUCUGGAGAUGGUUAGAUCUUUUGAAAAGGCAUCCGGAAAGAAAAUUCCACUUGUAAUGGCUGGCCGUAGACCUGGUGAUGCUGAAAUAGUUUAUGCAUCGACAAAGAAAGCGGAAAGAGAGCUUAAAUGGAAGGCAAAAUAUGGCAUUGAUGAGAUGUGCCGUGAUCAAUGGAAUUGGGCUAGCAAAAACCCUUAUGGCUAUGGAGAUCAGGAAUCCACCGACUAACUAUUAAAUUAAAUACACUAUACAAUGCUCUCUUUGGGGUUCUUUCUGAACUCUGCUACACCUAGGUCUUGUGAAUUUAGUUUCCCCAAAAGUCUUUAGAGAUUUUCAGGUGACGAAGUACUUGUAUUAUUAUGAUUUAUAGUUACAUGGUAAAUAAGUAGUGGUUUACUAUACUGUAAUUUAAUUUAAAGGUUCUCUAGGUUCCUUGUUAUAGGUUAUUGGUUAUUAGAUUCGGAUUCUCUCAUGUUUCUCAUGAGCAGCGUCCUGUUUUGUAAAUCUUAAAGCACAUGUUUGUUUAAAGUGUGACUAACAUGUAUUCUUACCUCAUUAUUCAGAUUAUAAUUUAAUUGUUAGCUUUAGCAA